Entrophospora candida is the source of this 2355-nucleotide messenger RNA. NCBI's taxonomy places the organism in Eukaryota, Fungi, Glomeromycota, Glomeromycetes, Entrophosporales, Entrophosporaceae. The record is from the annotation of a GenBank genome assembly.
AUGAAAAGAAAGUUAAUAGUUCCAACGCGUAAUCCUACUUUUAAGAAAAAGAAAAAGAAUGAUAAUGACACAAAUCAAUCUUCAAUAGAGCACUUUUUCAAUAAACGAAAAGAAGCGCCAGUGGCAAAAAAAGAAUUAGUAGUGGCAAAGAAAAAAGUUACAGAAACAAGUGAUACAAUUGUUGAAAUUGUUGAAAAUACUGAAGAUACUACUACUGCUUCUGCAGCAGCUUUACAAACAAAGUUUUUUCUUUCUCAUAAAGAAAUCAAUAACAAUAAUGAUGGUCAGGAAGUAUUAGAAAUUGAACCUGAUGUUCGAAUAAACCCGAUUUCUAUAGAUAUGGAUGUUUUUGAUUUUGAUCCAGCUUUAUAUGAUAGAAGAAAGUUAUUUGAUCGUUAUAAAAAUAACAUUUUAUAUAAAUUUUUAUCCGACUCAUUUUUUCUUAUUGAUCAAGCAAAAAGUAGACUUAAAAUAGUUGAUCUGCUGACAAAUAUGUUACGUGUUAUAAUUUAUCAUGAUCCUGGAAGCGUUUUACCGGCUGUUUUAUUGUGUUCAAAUACCAUUGCAGCACCAUUUGAAGGGCUGGAGCUUGGGAUUGGAAUUGGAUCCCAAAUUUUAUCAAAGUCUAUAUGUUCUAUUUCAGGAAAUACUCCAAAAUCUUUAAAAUCGCUUUAUGAUCGAUAUGGCGAUUGGGGUGAUGUGGCUUAUGCAGCAAAAGGCUCGAUCCAAACAUUAUUGCUUGAACCAAAACCAUUAGUUAUACAGGACGUGUAUAAAACAUUAUUAUCAAUAUCAAAAUUAAAAGGAACAGGUGUAAUAAAUCAAAAGGUAGAAUUGGUGAAAAAACUCUUGAUAUCUUGUAAAGGAGAAGAAAUUAAAUAUCUAACAAGAAACUUGAUACAAAAUCUAAGGAUUGGUGCAGUAAAAACUACUUGUUUGAUAGCACUUGCAAGAGCAUUUUGCCUUACCAAGCCAAAUAAUUUAUCAGAUUUAAAAUACCAAUACCUUGAUGUAGAUCUUAAAAAUGAAUCCAAAGUAUCCAUUAAUAAUAAACUAAAAAUUGCUGAAAGUUUAUUAAAAGAAUGUUAUGCUCAACAUCCAUGCUACAACGGGAUCAUUAAAUGCUUACUAGAGCACCCACUGGAAAAAAUAUUGGAUAUUUGUCAUGUAACCAUUGGUGUUCCUAUCAGGCCAAUGUUAGGUAAAAUAACAAAAGAUUUAUUAUCAUUAUUUGAAAUAUUUAAAGGUAAAGCAUUUAAUUGCGAAUAUAAAUAUGAUGGUCAAAGAGCUCAAAUUCACAUGGGACCAGAUGGUAAAGUACUGAUAUUUAGUAGAAAAUUAGAGAACAUUACAGAUAAAUAUCCUGAUAUUGUUGAAGUUAUACCAAAAAUAUGUUCAAAAGAUGUGGAUUCAUUUAUAUUGGACAGUGAAGUCGUAGCAAUAGACUCAAAAGGAGAAUUACAAAAUUUCCAAACUCUAGCCAAUAGAUCACGUAAAAAUGUCGAUUUAGAAUCUAUCACCGUAUCAGUAUGUAUAUUUGCUUUUGAUUUGAUGCAUCUUAAUGGAAAGUCUCUAUUAAAAUCCUCGUUAAGAGAUAGGCGAGAUUUAUUACAAAAAAAUUUCAUUCAAAUACCAGAGAGAUUUACAUUUGUAAAUCAAAUAGAAUCUUCUGAUCCAGAAGAAAUUCUUGAUUUUUUUAAACAAUCAAAAAGUUUUCCUUGCGAAGGUAUUAUGAUUAAAUUAUUAGACAAUAAUGACAAUAGUGGUGAUGAUGGUGAUAACAAUAGCAGCGAAUGUGGUACAAAUUCAUCGUCAAAAUUAUUGACUGGAGAUUUAAAAAUUAAAAGGACGUUGAACUUAUUAGCAACUUACGAACCAGACAAAAGACUUGAAAGUUGGUUAAAAGUAAAAAAAGAUUAUAUUGAAAAUACAGGUGAUAGCAUUGAUGUAGUGCCAAUUGGAGCAUGGCAUGGUAAUGGACGUAAAGCAGGAUGGUGGAGUCCAAUAUUAUUAGCAAUUUAUAAUAAUAAGACGGAAAAAUUUGAAAGUUUAUGUAAAUGCAUUUCUGGGUUUUCAGAUGAAUUUUAUCGUGAAAUGAAGUCACAUUAUUCAAAAGAGAAUAAUAAUAUUUUAGAAGAUAAGAAAUGGUAUUUUGAUGUUGGUGAAGAAUUGAAACCUGACGUUUGGUUUGAGCCUAGUGAAGUUUGGGAGAUUAAAGGUGCAAUUGUAACUAUAUCUCCUAUAUAUAAAGCAUCAAUUGGUUUAAUUGAUAAUAGUAAAGGAUUAUCACUAAGGUUUCCAAGAUUUGUUAAAGUUAGAGAUGACAAAUCCAUUGAGGAUGCUACAACUAAAUAA